Mytilus californianus (California mussel) is the source of this 1837-nucleotide messenger RNA. Its product is annotated as tRNA (guanine(6)-N2)-methyltransferase THUMP3-like. Lineage: Eukaryota; Metazoa; Mollusca; Bivalvia; Mytilida; Mytilidae. Gene Ontology annotation, biological process: tRNA methylation. Gene Ontology annotation, molecular function: RNA binding; tRNA (guanine) methyltransferase activity. The record is from RefSeq and is a predicted model, not a curated record. The transcript has 9 exons. The coding region runs from base 35 to 1693 and encodes 552 amino acids.
GUAAGUUGAGUCAUGUGACGUCUUAUAAAUCAAAAUGUCUGCGCCCAUAGAUCACAACAUGUCUACCGAUGAAAAAGAUAUACUAUGUGAGAUUGAAGCAACUGUGACAACUGGAUUUGAGCCAACGGCUAUGGAAGAGGCAGUCGAAAAGUUAAAUGCAGAAGUUACAGUGUCACGAGGUCGAAUCGUUUUGAAGGUCCCAAUAAGCAAAGUGAAAAAGGUUCUAGAACUUGGUUGUGUAGACAAUUGUUAUGUUCUAAUGACCAAAGUUUCAGACUUCAAGUUUUCUGAAGAUGAGCUUGAGAGUAUGGCUCGGCUCAGAGAACUGGUAAAAAGUGUGGACUGGGAGACUGGUUUAAGGGCAUGGAGGGAAGUGUUUACAUUUAAACAACCAAUCAAUUCUAAACCAGAUAUUAUCCCUGAUGUGUUAGGAGAACCACAAUUAUCUUCCAGAAUACACAAACCUAAAAAAGGAGACAACGGAGGGAAGAAGUCAAAGCGACAAAAGAUGAAAGAAAGGAUGGAAAAGAAGAAAGAGGAGAGGAAAAAGUUUGAGGAAAGUAAAAUUUCUUCAGAUAACAAUGUUGUUGAUAAAGAUAGUGUAACCAUGGUAACAGGAUUAGAGGAUAUAAAGAAUUUAGAUAAAACGUCACAAAGACUAGUAAAUUAUAAAGAGGUAGAGACAGUUGAAAAAAAGAUAGAAGACAAUUUACAAGAUGCUCAGACAGCUGAAGAUGCAAAACAAGUUUUAAAUACAGAACCAGUGUCUAAAAAGCCAAAGCUGACAGAAUACAGUCCAGAUAAACCUGCAUUCAGAGUUACUUGUCAUAGGACAGGACUGAAUCAUAGUUUUGAUUCUAUGGGAGCACAGUCAAAUUUCGGUGGUGCUGUUUACAAUUAUUUUAAAUGGAAUGUUUCAAUGAAAGAGUUUGACAUUGAGGUUAUGUUAUAUAUAGAUAGUAACGAUGUGAGAGUUGGUUUGGCUUUAACCAGGCAGAGUUUGCACAGAAGACAUACCAUAGCAUUUGGACCAACAACGCUGAGACCAACAAUAGCUUAUAAUAUGCUCAGGAUGUGUAAAAUACAGCCAGGGGAGAUAAUUUGUGAUCCAAUGUGUGGCAGUGGUGUCAUUCCUAUACAGGCAGCAUUAUACUGGCCGGAAGGUACAUAUUUAGCUGGAGAAAUUGUCAAAAGAGCUAUUGACCGAACAGUAGAGAACGUAGAAUAUGUUAAUAAAUUACAAGCAGAGAAGGAAAAACCAGAUAUUAAAGUACAAACCAUUAAAUGGGAUGCCAGUAAUCUCCCUUUACAGGAUGAAUCAGUUACCGUGUUUAUAACUGAUUUGCCAUUUGGAGUAAGAUUGGGUUCUAAGAAAGAGAACUCUAGUUUAUACCCUAAAGUACUACAUGAGAUGUCAAGAGUGACAAAACUUAAAUCAGGAAGGGUGUGCCUUCUGACCCAGGACAAAAAGGGAAUUAACAAGGCCAUGCAGUUAGUGUCUAAGUACUGGAAAAGAACCAAUGCUGUGGGGAUCAACAUGGGAGGACUAGCAGCCUGUGUGUAUAUGAUGUAUCGUAACAGUGAAGUUUUUGACAAAUCUCAACCUUUAGUGAUCCCUAGCUUUGAUGAGACGUCACCAAGUAAAAAUUACAAGAAGCUUCAGACAUUAAGAGAAGAAAAAGAAUUAUCAUGAAUCUCAAACUGUGCUAAUAUCUCUCACUGGUAAAAAGCAGUGUGAUUCAAAUUACUUUUCCAUGGGAAAGGUUCAAAUGUUCUCUCCUUUUCGGCAGCUAAAUAAAUUCAGACUUACUUAUAAAAAUAAACACAUGUCUCACUU